AUGCCUACCACAACGGCACAGCACUACCACAUCUUCGGCCAGGGAAUAUCCCAGAGCCUCUCACCCACAAUCCACAAUGCCGCCUUCGCGCACUACGGCCUCCCACACCGAUACGACAUCAAAGAAUGUAACAGUCUUCAAGACGUCAAGCCCUUAAUCGAAGACCCAGCCUUCGGCGGCUCUAGUGUGACAAUGCCCCAUAAGCUGAGCGCCGGGGAGUUCUGUGCCCAGGUCGCUGAUUCUGCAACUCGGCUUGGAGCAAUUAAUACCCUCAUUGCUCGGUUCAUUGACACUGAAGACGGAACAUCGAAACGUCAAAUUCAUGGCGAUAACACAGAUUGGUCAGGUCUUUAUUCCCUGAUCAAGGAGCAUGCCACUGGGGAGGGCAAGCAAGUUGGACUGGUCAUUGGGGCUGGAGGCGCAGCGAGGGCCGGUGUUUAUGCGAUGGCUCAAGCUGGAAUUGAGCGGAUUUAUGUUGGUAAUCGGACGCUGGCUAAGGCGGAGCAAAUUGCGCGGGAUUUCGAGGAUCUAUGCCCAGUUAUACCGGUCGAGUUUCCAUCAGUGCUGCCCGAGGCUCCGGAUGUGAUUAUUGGGACUGUUCCCGGGGACGCUAUGUCGCAGGAUGCAUUCAAGGGCUUGUUUGGAAAUGAGAAGGGUCUCUGCAUUGAGAUGGCGUAUAAGCAAGAGUGA
This is a messenger RNA of Aspergillus bombycis, 690 nucleotides long. RefSeq names its product shikimate dehydrogenase family protein. Lineage: Eukaryota; Fungi; Ascomycota; Eurotiomycetes; Eurotiales; Aspergillaceae. Bases 1 to 690 code for a protein of 229 amino acids. Gene Ontology annotation, molecular function: shikimate 3-dehydrogenase (NADP+) activity. The transcript has a single exon. Gene Ontology annotation, biological process: chorismate biosynthetic process; shikimate metabolic process. The record is from RefSeq and is a predicted model, not a curated record.